UGCCGGCGGCGGCCAUGCUGCGGCCCAAGGCCCUGACGCAGGUGCUCAGCCAGGCCAACACCGGCGGCGUCCAGAGCACGCUGCUGCUGAACAAUGAGGGGUCCUUGCUUGCCUACUCAGGCUAUGGGGACACUGAUGCCAGGGUCACUGCAGCCAUCGCCAGCAACAUCUGGGUGGCCUAUGACAAGAAUGGGCACCAGGCAUUCAAUGAGGACAACCUCAAAUUUAUCCUCAUGGACUGUAUGGAGGGGCGAGUGGCCAUCACACGGGUGGCAAACCUUCUGCUCUGCAUGUAUGCCAAGGAGACUGUCGGAUUUGGGAUGCUGAAAGCCAAGGCACAGGCACUGGUACAAUACCUGGAAGAGCCACUCACACAGGUGGCCGCAUCAUGAGCAGACAGUGGAGGACUCUGAGGUGGCACUGGGCCCUGACAUCAUCACUGGCAUGGGUUGGGCGUGAGUGGCCCCAUGGACAUCCUGGAGCUCUAAUGUGGUCUUAAAAAUAAGGUGUCAGGAAUACAAAAGCUGCAGGGAAUAAACGUCUGUUUGAUGCUUG
Molecule: messenger RNA, 555 nt
Organism: Cinclus cinclus
Lineage: Eukaryota; Metazoa; Chordata; Aves; Passeriformes; Cinclidae
Gene: LAMTOR2
Product: late endosomal/lysosomal adaptor, MAPK and MTOR activator 2
Exons: 4
Coding region: 15-392 (125 amino acids)
Biological process (GO): positive regulation of TOR signaling; cellular response to amino acid stimulus
Cellular component (GO): Ragulator complex
Molecular function (GO): molecular adaptor activity; guanyl-nucleotide exchange factor activity
Source: RefSeq, a predicted model, not a curated record